Messenger RNA from Crotalus tigris (Tiger rattlesnake), 2457 nucleotides. Its product is annotated as ras-GEF domain-containing family member 1C-like. The coding region runs from base 880 to 1545 and encodes 221 amino acids. The record is from RefSeq and is a predicted model, not a curated record. Lineage: Eukaryota; Metazoa; Chordata; Lepidosauria; Squamata; Viperidae. The transcript has 5 exons. Gene Ontology annotation, molecular function: guanyl-nucleotide exchange factor activity. Gene Ontology annotation, biological process: Ras protein signal transduction; positive regulation of GTPase activity. Gene Ontology annotation, cellular component: plasma membrane.
AAUCUUUCUAGUUAUGAUCUGAAGAAUUACCAAUUUGUCUAAUUGCUUCCAUAGCUUUUAAGUUUUGAGGUUUUAGUGUAAGAGACUUCAGUAUUGUAUGAUAAGCAGCCACUUCAGCUAAGGCGCUCCACAAUCUGAUAAGAAGCUGGUGGAGUUUCAUGAAAUAAACAAAGGCACAUAAUUCGCUUUUAGAACAUUAUCCAUUUAAUUGAGGGACGCGCUGUCAGGAACCUAUCUUAGAAAACUGCUUUCUUUCUCCUUUCAGGGGGCACAACCAUCCGCAAUGGAUCGGAGCAUUUAAAGCGUAGGUGAGGCGAUUUGGGGAUUGCCAAAACACACGAACUGACUGACGCGAAGCCAGUCAUCACUCGGCUUCCCAGGGACAAGCCAGAAGGAAAGCGAAAUGGGCCUGGCGCUGGAGAUCCGGCCAUUACGUAGGCGACACCUGUCCACCCUCCUUGCCGCGCUCCCCGCUUAUUGGCUCUCAGCGGCCGCGGGGUCCGCUUCAACACGUGCCUCGGAAAAGCACCAAGCCCCGCUUUAAGCUGAGCCGAGAAGCGCUGAAGAGGCGGGAGGCGCCCCAUUCGCGGCCAGUUCCGCGCGCGGCGGCAAGGCGGCGCUGCACGCCUCCUUCGCCCUGGCUCAGCUCAGAGGUGCGGCACGCGUGUUGGCCGCUGCAGCCUCUUGCAGCAAGAGCGGCGGCGGCGCCGGGCAAGUGGAUGGCUCCUCAGCGUCGGGCAAAACGGGCUGAGCUUCCGAAUCCCUGGCAGGCGGAAGAGGGAUCUGGCCGCCGAGCUUGAAAGCUUGAAACCCUUUCGGGAAUUCUCUCCGGAUCUCGAUGGCGCUGAGCGGAACGAGGAGCACGUAGCUGGGAAAGGCAUGCCCCUAACACUGAGCUCUGCCAGCAUGUUUACUUCUUGUGGCUUCAGCCCUCAUCACCUCCAUCCUUCCAAAGAAGAUGAUGAAGGAGGACUGAUCUUUCAAGAUGGGAACCUUACCUCAGCAUCUCUUGAUGCUUUAAUUCAACACCUUAUACCUACAGCUGACUACUACCCUGAGAAGGCCUAUAUCUUCACAUUCCUGCUGAGCUCAAGACUGUUCAUUGAACCACAUGAACUUCUCUCCCGUGUUUGUCACAAGUGCAUUGAGCAGCAGCAACUGGAUGACCCAGUGCUGGAUAAGGCACGAAUCAGAAAAUUUGGGCCCAAGAUCUUACAGUUAUUAACAGAAUGGACGGAAACCUUUCCUUAUGAUUUUCAGGAAGAAAAGAUGAUUGGAUGUUUGAAAGACAUUAUCCACCGGAUAGCUCCAUGUGAUGAGGCCUAUUGGAAAAAGAUGAAUCAGCUUCUACAAACCUUGAAUCAGAAGCUUGCAAGUCUUAACCAUGGCCAAGAAGGGAUAGUCAAGAUCAGUGCAGCUGUCUCAGAUAAAGUGGUAGCUUUUAAAAGUAAACCUCCAUCCAUCCAAAGAGAAAUGUUGAGUGUCUGCAGUGAUCCAUAUACUUUAGCCCAACAGCUAACUCAUGUAGAACUGGUAAGUGGAUAGUAAAUACUUGAUUUCAUUGUCUGGUUAUAGAAGAAAAGAAAAAAUUCUGAAAACUUCUUACUGAGACUUCUUAAAUUUAUAAUCCACUAGGAACAUUUGAGUCAAUUGCAUUGUCAUUCAUGUUUGAUUGCAGUCCUGGAGGGUUCAUUUAUUGAAGGGGGAUCCACAUCUUUAGAAUUCAAAUAUUGCAAUAUCAGAGCAGGUCUAUCUGCAUUGCCAAUAUUCACUAAAUCCUACCAGCAAAAAACUAAGAGGAUAGAAGUCAGGAAGGAGCAAUUGCCAUCAGUCUUCCUUCCAGUUCAUUUCCAAUAAAGGAGUCAAGAUGCUUUAGACUAGAUCAUCUGAUGGGCUGAUGGUCAGGUUAUGUCGGAUACCAACUGAUGCAGUUUGGAGCGUGAAAAAUUAAAUCAUGUAUCAUAGUAGUUUAUAUCACUGUUGUUAUAUGUGUGCAAAACUAGGCUACCCAAAACAAGUUGCAAAAAUCCAGAAACCAAUAGAUAACAGCAAAGAGAUACAGAAAAUUUCAACAAUUUGCUGCCAUGUAGAUUUUUUCACCUUAUAAAAACAUAAUUCAAGAACUAGCAGUCAAAUUAGACAAAAUAAUACAGAUAUUAAUUGUUUCUAUUAUGCCUUUAAGUGUCUGCAGAAAAGUACAUAAAGAUAGGUUCUUGUUGAAGAUGUCCUCAUAAACAACCCAUAGUUGCUGAUUAAAAGUAAUAAGUUCCCAGUGGGGAAAAGUACAAUUUUAAUAGGAAAAGGUUGUGAGGAGAUAGUUUUAAUUUAUUUGCUUUUUCAAAAAAUAAAAUAAAAUAGAUUAAAUUUCUGAGCUUGCAUCUCCUCUAUUAUCUUUCUUUAUUUGGACCUGAAGUCAGUGCUUUUUUUUUAAAAAAAAAAAAAAAAAAGUGCCAGUAC